AUGGAGUUCCCGUUCGAUGUGGACGCCCUGUUCCCGGAGCGGAUCACGGUGCUGGACCAGCACCUGCGGCCCCCGGCCCGCCGGCCUGGAACUGCAACGCCGGCCCGAACGGACCUGCAGCACCAGAUCAUGACCGUUGUUGACGAGCUGGGCAGGGCAUCUGCCAAGGCUCAGCACCUUCCUUCCCCCAUCACCAGUGCAUCGCGGAUGCAGAGUAACCGUCAUGUCAUGUAUGUGCUCAAAGACACUUCAGCCCGACCGGCUGUAAAAGGUGCCAUUGCUGGAUUUCUCAAAGUUGGAUACAAGAAACUCUUUGUUCUGGACGACCGCGAGGCUCACAAUGAAGUAGAACCACUCUGUAUCUUGGACUUCUAUAUCCACGAAUCACUUCAACGUCACGGCCAUGGGCGAGAACUCUUCCAACACAUGUUGCAGAAAGAGCGAGUGGAACCACACCAGCUGGCUAUUGAUCGGCCCUCCCAGAAGCUCCUGAAGUUCCUGAAUAAGCACUACAGCCUGGAGACCACAGUGCCACAGGUGAACAACUUUGUGAUCUUUGAAGGCUUCUUUGCGCAUCAGCAUCGGCCCCCUGCUCACUCCCUGAGGGCAGCUCGACAAGCUCGUGCUGCUGCGCUGGAUCCCACGCCCGCUGCCCCAGCAAGGAAGCUGCCGCCCAAGAGAGCAGAGGGUGACAUUAAACCAUAUUCCUCGAGUGACCGAGAAUUUCUGAAGGUAGCCGUGGAGCCUCCGUGGCCCCUAAACAGGGCCCCACGCCGCACCACGCCUCCAGCCCACCCACCUCCCCGCUCCAGCAGCCUGGGAAACUCACCAGAACGGGGCCCCCUCCGUCCUUUCGUGCCAGAGCAGGAGCUGCUGCGGUCCCUGCGCCUCUGCCCCCCACAUCCCACCGCCCGCCUUCUGCUCGCCACUGACUCGGGGGGCAGCCCAGCCCAGCGCCGCCGCACCAGCUCCCUGCCCCGCUCUGAGGAGAGUCGUUACUGACAGACAGGCAGCUCCCCUCCUUCCCUCAGGGACCUGGGGUGGGCAGAGGCCCCAGAUCCCCUCUUCACCCCAUCCCGAGGACUGGCUCAGAGGAACUGACAGCCCAUGGGACCCCCCCUUCCUUCCUGGACGACUGGGUUCGUCAGGGCCCCAGACGGCCUCACUCUUUGUAGCUUCUUCUCUGGCCCCAGAAAGCCCCCUUCAUCCUCACUUGAGCUCUGGACACCCCUCAGGUGGCCCAAUCUGCGGCCAGGCCCCGUGUUGGGUGGCUCAGCCUCAGGACCCAGGAAAGCACACUCUUGCCUGCUGUCAGACUGGAGCCCUGCGAAGUCCAAGGGCCUCCGCUGGCAGGGAACUCCCGUCAGGAGCCUUCUCCGGCAAACAGAUACCCUGCUUUCUCCCCACUGUCCACCGAGGGCUCUAGUCCGGCUCUGUGCCACCCACCGCACGCAUCCUUUCCACCCACUCGUGCCGCCUGUGGUCAGCUCCGCGUCCCAAGGUAGGACAGGGACCUUCUGGAACUACCAGCUCCCCAAAGGGGUCCGCCCAGCAUUGCCAAACGCUUCAUUUUCCCGUUUGAUGUGAUGGGGGCCCCCCAGCUGCCGUCUGCUGCGUCUCAGCAGGAGGCUCCGGGCGCCACCACUUACCUCCCCUGACCCAUGUUUUAAGGGAAUCGGCUCCAGCUAGCCUGCUGGGAUCAUUCUCGGCCCUGCCUCAGGAGUGAAGCGUGGUCUCAAGGACCUAUAAGGUCUGGAAUCCCCCCAUCACAUCCCCCCAUCACGUGAUGUAUCCCUGUCACGUGACACUGUGUGGAGGAAAGCUGGACCGUUCUUCCCGCGGCCUCCUUUCUGUGCUCCUCCCUCCUUCCCUCCCCUCUCCACAGCCAGGAUGGGAUACAUCCUUGCCCCCUUCUCCCCCAGAUCACACACACUACCGUCUCCCCCAAAUCCUCGGGAGCAGGAUCUCCCGCACUCCCUACCCACUCUCCCUUUUCUUCUGCUCAGUGUUGUCUGAAUAAAGUGUGAAUUCUUCUGUGUUUUUUAAA
Molecule: messenger RNA, 2047 nt
Organism: Echinops telfairi (small Madagascar hedgehog)
Lineage: Eukaryota; Metazoa; Chordata; Mammalia; Afrosoricida; Tenrecidae
Gene: ATAT1
Product: alpha tubulin acetyltransferase 1
Exons: 11
Coding region: 1-1002 (333 amino acids)
Biological process (GO): alpha-tubulin acetylation
Cellular component (GO): microtubule
Molecular function (GO): tubulin N-acetyltransferase activity
Source: RefSeq, a predicted model, not a curated record